Messenger RNA from Oncorhynchus masou masou (cherry salmon), 4223 nucleotides. It is a transcript of the gene secisbp2l, whose product is annotated as SECIS binding protein 2-like. NCBI's taxonomy places the organism in Eukaryota, Metazoa, Chordata, Actinopteri, Salmoniformes, Salmonidae. The record is from RefSeq and is a predicted model, not a curated record. Gene Ontology annotation, biological process: selenocysteine incorporation. Gene Ontology annotation, molecular function: mRNA 3'-UTR binding; ribonucleoprotein complex binding; selenocysteine insertion sequence binding. Gene Ontology annotation, cellular component: ribonucleoprotein complex.
UGGGCUUUCCGUCCCAGAUGACCAUCCCCUCUGCCAUUCCAUUCCUACGUUGACACAUUCAGAGCUAGCCGAGCUAGCUAGGCAGCAACAGUUCAACUAGGCAGAGGUAAAACAGGGUGUGUUUCACACAAAUGGCUCAACAUUUACAAUGAAGAAAAUUAAAUCACCUAUAUCUUGACGACCACUGCGUGCUCAAUGACGGUCUGCCACGGUCUCAGCGAUUGACAUGGAGUCUUGUGAUAAGGAUGUGAAACUGUCAGCCGAAGUGGAGCCGUUUAUCCCACAAAAGAAAGCCCUGGAAGGAGCGCUGGUCACCAUGAGCUUGUCUGGAGGAGAAGGAGGAGGGGGGGUAGAGCCCACCCCAAUCCCCAGCUACCUCAUCACCUGCUACCCUUUUGUCCAGGAGAACCAACCCAACAGACAACAGCACCCCAUGUAUAGCGGAGGAGGGGACCUGCGCUGGCAGCAGCCCAACCCCAGCCCAGGUGGUCCGUACCUAGCUUACCCCAUCCUGUCCUCCCCCCAGCCUCCAGUCUCCAACGACUACACCUACUACCAGAUCAUGCCUGCACCCUGCCCCCCCAUGAUGGGUUUUUACCAGCCCUUCCCAGGAACGUACGCCGGGCCCCUGCAGCCUGGCGUGGUAAACCCUAUAUCAGCUGACGUCAGCGAGAGACCGGCCCCUCUAGGACAGGCGUUUGGACUCGCUAAUCAGAGAGGUGGGAGGGGCAUGGUCAGACCUGCCGUUCUACCCAAGUCUAUGUUCUAUCAGCAGCAGCAGGUGGGGCUGUGUCAGUCCCUGAGGGCCAGAAGGCCCCCCAUGAGGACUGUGGCUGUCCAGAAGGAGGUGUGUUCCUCGGGGCCAGAUGGACGGCCCAAGACAGUCCUACUGGUGGACGCUGCCCAACAGACUGACUUCCCAGGGGACAAUGCGUGUGGUCGUGGUGCGUCGGAACGGGAGCGGGCCAGCCCCCUGCUGUGGAAGAACCUUCCCCGGAGAAGGCGGGCCUCGCACCCUGCCGAGAGCUCCAGCGAGGCGGACAUCGACAGCGACAGCGGAUACUGCAGCCCCAAACACAACCAGCAGGCCCCGGGGGUUACACAACACAAUGCCCACGCUGCUAUAGCUCCUACGGGAGUGGAUGCAGGUGUAAUGACAGCGGUAAGCUGGGUGAACGUAGCGUCUCAGGCCUCUCAGAGGCCGUGGUCAGACAAUAGGACCACCCCGUUCCAACGGACAGGGAAGACCCCUGAUCAGAGGAACUAUUCGCAGCAGGACUUCCAUGCAGGGUACUCAGGGGGGCGUGUCUGUCCUAACCCCACCCCCGCAGACAGUAACGGUGGUCUGCAGCAGAGACGGCUCCAGCCCGGACUGGGCCCUGGGACGGUGCUUGCUCCUGAGCCACUCUAUUUUGAGGAUGAGGAUGAGUUUCCAGAGCUGGUCUCAGGAGGGGCACAGAGGAACAUCAAACCAGACCCUAACCCUUCCCAGAACCAACACCAGACCAAACUGACCAAGAACCUGCUGGAUAACUUUCCAGAGAACUCUCCCAUCAACAUCGUCCAGACCCCCAUCCCCAUCACCACCUCUGUCCCCAAGAGGGCCAAGAGUCAGAGGAAGAAGGCCCUGGCCGCUGCCCUGGCUACAGCGCAGGAGUACUCUGAGAUCAGCAUGGAGCAGAGGAAACUACAGGAGGCACUGACCAAAGCAGCAGGGAAGAAGAGUAAGACUCCAGUCCAGUUGGACCUGGGAGACAUGCUGGCUGCUCUGGAGAAACAGCAGCAGGCCAUGAAGGCUCGACAAAUAACCAAUACUAAACCACUGUCCUUCACAGUGGGUACAGCAGCCCCGCUGUUCCAUGGUUCAGGGCCAGGCGCCGGGUUGGGAGCAGGGUCAGGUAUAGUAUCAAUGUUGAAGGCCCAGCAGGCCCACUCUGCCCCCCUCAACAUGCUGGACUCCAGCGCUCCACGCCUGAAGAGAGGGAAGGAGAGAGAGAUCCCUAAAGUCAAACGACCCACCGCCCUGAAGAAGAUCAUUCUGAAGGAGCGUGAGGGGAAGAGAGGGAAGGUGUGUGUUGGGGGUGUGGAUCAGAUUGCUGCCAGCCAGGAAGAACAGGGAGAAGAGGAGCUAACACUAGGACACUUCACUGAUGACCUCACACGGGAACCUGCCUCUCAGGAGGAGAACGGUCUGAGCGUGCCCAGUGAUGACGCGUCCCUAUCCCCGGCCAGUCAGAACUCUCCGUACAGCAUCACACCUGUUUCCCAGGGUUCCCCUGGCUCCUCUGGCAUCGGCAGCCCCAUGGCCUCUAACGCCAUUACCAAGAUACACAGCCGCCGCUUCAGAGAGUACUGUAACCAGGUGUUGAAUAAGGAGAUAGAUGAGAGUGUGACGAUGCUGCUGCAGGAACUGGUCCGGUUCCAGGAGAGGGUUUAUCAGAAGGACCCCAGCAAAGCCAAGACCAAACGCAGACUGGUCAUGGGCCUUAGAGAGGUCACCAAACACAUGAAGCUCCACAAGAUCAAGUGUGUCCUCAUCUCACCCAACUGUGAGAAGAUCCAGGCCAAAGGGGGUCUAGAUGAGGCUCUGUACAACGUCAUAGCCAUGGCCAGAGAACAGGAGAUCCCGUUUGUAUUUGCUCUGGGUAGGAAGGCUCUGGGACGCUGUGUCAACAAACUGGUGCCUGUCAGUGUGGUGGGCGUCUUCAACUUCUCUGGAGCAGAGGGUCUGUUUAACCGGUUAGUGUCUCUGACGGAGGAUGCUCGUAAGUCCUACAAGGACAUGGUGUCAGCGCUGGAGCAGGAGCAGGCUGAGGAGGCGCUGAAGAACGUCAAGAAGGUCACCCACCACAUGGGCCACUCCAGGAACCCCUCCGCUGCCUCCGCCAUCUCCUUCUGCUCCGUCAUCUCUGAACCCAUCUCUGAAGUCAACGAGAAGGAGUACGAGACCAACUGGAGGAGUAUGGUGGAAUCGUCAGAUGGGCUGGAGCCUGUGGAGGCUAAACCCAGCCAUCCUGCUACUUCCUCUGGGUUGCAGAGAGACAACCAGCCCCCUUCCACCACCACCAACCGCAGCCCUUACUCCACUACUCUCCAGCUCAGAGCAGCCGUCCCUGCUCCAGGCUCAGGCCCGGGGAGAGAGGAGGGCCGGGCAGACGACCGGUUGGAGCUGGCCUCCCAGCAGAGCACGGAGACGGGCAGUUUGGAUGGGAGCUGCAGGGACCUCCUCAACUCCUCCAUCACCUCCACCACCUCCACCCUGGUCCCCGGUAUGCUGGAGGAGGCGGAGGAAGAGGAGGAGGAGGAGGAAGAGUACACACCAGAGCCCAUCUCUGUGGAGGUGCCUGCGGUCAUCAGCCGUAUUGAGUCCUGGGUGUCUAAGACGCUGGAGAACCUUCAGCUGGGGAAGAGCCAGGACAGCACAGAGGAAGAGGAGGAGGAGGGAGUGCAGAGUGAGGAGGAGGGAGUGCAGAGUGAGGAGGAAGAGGAGUUGGAUUCUGCUGAUGUCACAGAGACGGCUGGAGAAGACGGAGAAGAUGGAGGCCAAUAAUAUCACUGGCUGAUGAGACCUCAUUCAUCCCUCUCUCUCUCUUUUGUUUCUCGCUAAAUUUGCUCUGUGUACACUGUCACUCCAUCUGUGUACACUCCAUCACUUGUCUUCCCCCCCCCUCACACCUUUUCCCCAAACCUGCACUCUUUCACCUCUAUCACCCCCCCCUCCUCCCUCUUUCUCACAGUUGAACCAGCAACUCUCCUCUUCUCUCUGUCUGUAACUUUGGACUUCAGACAUUAUCUCAGGAAUCAGACACACACACACACACACACAGGCAGUCCACACACACACAGAUAGGCAGUCACACACACAGACCAACCUGCAAACUACAGACAACAUUAUCUCUCCUGGUCUCUCUGAUGGAUAGACUCCUCUGUUCCUCUCAUCCUCCGCCUCAGCUAAACUGGUCUGGCAUCGACUGGUCUGGUCUGACAUGGAAUGGGCUUGUCUGGUCUGGCUAAGGGAAGCCCUGGUUCCCUUCCCACCACUCCAGUUUUCCCCAGGAUAGGAAGAGGCUGUGAGGAGAGGCUUCCCUUCUGUCUGUAUGAGUGCAGAGCCCUCCAGAUGAUAGACCUGUCAGUGAGACUGCUGACUACAGACUAACUAGAAGAGAAGUCUCCCUCUGUCAUCCCUGGGUUAUUCAUGGAGCUCUGGUGGUUCAGUCCAAGCA